Messenger RNA from Dreissena polymorpha, 9270 nucleotides. RefSeq lists its product as uncharacterized. The transcript is spliced from 2 exons. Lineage: Eukaryota; Metazoa; Mollusca; Bivalvia; Myida; Dreissenidae. The coding region runs from base 1 to 9270 and encodes 3089 amino acids. The record is from RefSeq and is a predicted model, not a curated record.
AUGAUAGAAGAUAAACAACAGGAAAUUGAAACUAAAGCAGAUGCAAAUAAACAUCCCACCAAUGACACACAUAUCAGCAAUGAAGAGGCGAAAGAGACCGAAGUUGCAGAAGUAGAAAAUGUGGAAACAACUGAUUUAAAGCACAAUGAUACGACGUUUGAUACUGAGCGCAAGUUGGAAACUAUCUUAAUAAAAGAAGGCCAAGAAGAGAGCGAUCACUCUAAAGACACUACAGUAGAACAGGCUGUUGAACAGGUCAAUGAAGUUAUUAGUGGUGAUUCGGCAAAUAUGAAAGGCGAAGGUACCGAUGUAAAGGAAUACAAUAGCAUAGCUGGGUUUGAACUUGACAUCCACUUGUCCUCAGUGGAAGAAUAUAAAGAGGAAAUAAAUGUUAGCAAUAAACACGAGUCGGAAAAUGUCGUGUAUGGCAUGGAUGAUGUUCCUAAUAUUAAAGAUAAAUCUAAAACAGACACACCUAUGCAAGACAGUGAACAGACCAUAAACGAGAAAGCAAGUUUAAGUGCUGAUAUAGAAAGUGUUAAAGAAGAUGGCCGCAAUGAUAAGAAAAUUGACACAAUAUGUGAGACCGAAAAUGACAUUCAAACGCCUUCUGUGGACGGAGAAAUUGCAGACAAUAAUUUCCACACCAACAGUGAAGCAGAAACCAUAACGGAAUCUCCAAAUGAGGUUUCUAAUGUUAUUGCAUUCGAGCAACUAACGAAUGAAUCGAAAACAGUUUCAAAUGAACGAGCAAACACAAGCGAUCAUUACCAUGACAACGAAAAUAAAGCUUCUGAAUUAAACAAUAUGAAAGUCGAAACAAACAACGAGAACGAACAUGAUUUACAAAUGACCUCGGUAGAAAAAGAACCAAAAGAUAAAGAUCUCCCCACAAAUAGUCAAGUAGAAACCGUUACUGAAACGAUAAAAGAUACUAAACAGGACCUUGAAACUAACGCAGAUGCAAAGAAACAUAUCACCAAUGACACACAUAUCAGAAAUGAAGAGGUGAAUGAAACCGAAUUUGCAGAAGUAGCAAAUGUGGAAACAGCUGAUGUAAAGCGCAAUGACACGACGUUUGAUCCUGAGCGCAAGUUAGCAACUAUCUUUACAAAAGAAGGUCAAGAUGACAGCGAUCACUUUAAAGACACUAAAGUAGAACAGACUGUUGAACAGGUCACUGAAGUUAUUUGUGUCGAUUCGGAAAAUAUGAAAGGCGAAGGUACUGAUGUAAAGGAAUUCAAUAGCAAACCUGGGGUUGAACUUGACAUCCACUUGUCCGAAACUGACAUGCAAACGUCCUCUUUGGACGAAGAAAUUGCAGAUAAUAAUUUUCACACCGACAGUGAAGCUAAAACCAUAACUGAUUCGCCAAAUGAGGUUUCUAAUGUUAUUGCAUUCGAGCAACUAACGAAUGAAUCGAUAACAGAUUCAGAUGAACGAGCAAACACAAGCGACCAUGACAACGAAAAUAAAGCUUCUGAAUUAGACAAUAUGAAAGUCGAAACAAACAACGAUUACGAAACUAUACCUUCUUUUUCAACAGAAUCUCAUAUGGAAACUGUGUUAACAGAAGAAGGUAAACACGAAAGUGAUCAGUUCGUUAAUAUUGAACUAAAACUGCAAAAGAACUCAAUAGACGAAGGUAGAGAGGUGAAAUAUCUUCGAACCAAUAUUGCAUAUAAACAAGAAGUUGUCAAUGACAUCAAUGAAGUAAUCAGUGGAGAUCAGGAAAUCGUAAAAUACAAAGGUACCGAUGAUAAAGAAAUUGACAACGAAUCAGAGACCAAACGUUACGGAUUUUCUGAAACAAUGCGUGAGAUGAACAUGAUUUUAACCGAAGACACGAAACAACAUAAUGAUCAAAUUACUGCCUCAGAAGAAGAAACAAAACUUAGACCGAUCACUGAAAUAAUCAACGGAGAUGUGGAUCAUGUGAAAUACAUAAGCGCCGAUGAGAAUGAAAUCGUAAAGAUAUCGGUGACCGAACGGGAAAUGCAAAAGACUGAAGAUCCAGUUGUUAAACACAUGGGUGAUGAAAUACAAGACGACGUGGAUUACGAGAAAGCCGAUGACACUGCUAAUAACGUUAUGGUAUUCGGUUCAGAGUUCGCCAUUGAUUAUCGAAUUUCAACAGCAGAACAAGUUGAAGACGAAAAUGAUCUAACCACAAAAAGUGAAAAAGAAACCGUAAGUAGUCAGGUAAAUGAUGUUAAUGAAAUGACCGAAAAUAAGAAACCGCCAUGUGAAUCCGAAACAGAUGCAAACGAGCACGAAAACAAAGAUAAAAUAGUCCCCAGUCCAGAGGAUAAUGAAUAUGAAGGCAAAGAUUUAGGAAAUAUGAAAGUCGAAGUCGUUAAUGAAAACAAUGAGAGGAUUUCAGAAAGUGAUCAUCAAUUGAACAUGGUAAUAACUGAACAAAUUAAAGAAGAAAAGAUCGAGCAAACUGCUCAUACGGAAGCACAACAGUUCAAUGAAAACGUGGACAUAACAAAAGAGGAUGGUACCAAUGAUAAUAUAAGUGACAGCUUAUACGCGUCAGAGAUUGAAAUGCAAAUGACAUCAGUGAGACUAAAAGUUGAACAUGAACUUACUACAGCGGGUGAAGGAAAAGCAACGGUAUGUCCGAUUCAUGACGUUCUUAUGGUGACAGUUGAGAAACAGGCCAACGAAUCUGAAACAGAUGCGCACAAGCAGAACGAUGAACACAAAUAUAUAAGUGAGAGAGAAGUCAAUGAGACUACAAUUGAAGAACGAGAGACAAAAAAUAUUGAAGGCCUCGAUGCUAUACAAAACGUCAGUUUUUCUGAUACUGAACGUCUCAGUCGGACUCAUAACGAUCCUCAAACUAAAGCAGAUACAAAACUGAUUGAUGAAUCUGAAAUGGUGGCAUAUGAGCAAGACAGCGACAGUGGAAGUAUCUCUAAUUCAUUGGCUCAGGGCAAAGAAGUUAAGCAAUUAGAAAAUACAAAAUAUGAAUAUACCGAUGAUCAGGACAGAAUUUCAGAGGAAACAAUUAAAAAGGUCAAAUUGUUAACAGAUGAACGUGAAGAAAACAUGCAGCAAACCCCUGAUACUGAAGCAGAACUCAAUACAAGACCUAUGAUUAAAGAAAUGAAUGACGGCGUGGGAAAGAAAAACGUCGAAGAUACUGAUGAGAAGGUUAUUGACAAUAUUUCUGAAUCUAAAUUGGAUAUGCAAACCACCACGUUAGAAGAAAUCAAAGAACAUGAUUACUUUGUCUCCAAAAAUGAAGAUGGGGCCGUUACUGGUAAGACACAUGAUAUUACAGAAAUUACAACAGAGGAUGAGAAAGUUCCAUAUGCAUUAAAACCAGACUUCAGUGAGGCGGACAGUACAGUGAAAGUACUCAGUGAAGAAGCUGAUAAGUCUGAAAUUGUUUAUUUAGAAAAUGAUAAAGUUGAAGGUAGCGUUGAUAAGAAAAAUGAAAUUACUUUAGAAAAGGAUUUUACGAUUGACACGGCUUUAGAAGACAAAAUUAAAGAGGAAUUCAUGCAAACCACUGUUUCUACAGCAGAUCCAGCUGUUCAACACAUGGGUGAUGUAAUACAAGACGAUUACGAGAAAGCCGAAGGCACUGCUAAUGGCGUUAUGGUAUUCAAUUCAGAGUUCGAAAUUGAUAAGCAAAUUUCUACAACAGAGCAAAUUGAAGACGAAAAUGAUCUAACUACAAAAAGUGAAACAACAACCGUAAGUAGUCAGGUAAAUGAUGUUAAUGAAAUGACCGAAAAUAAUAAACCGCCAUGUGAAUCUGAAACAGAUGCAAACGAGCACAGCAACCAAGAUCAAAUAAUCUCAAGUCCAGAGAAUAAUGAAUAUGAAUGCAAACAUUUAGGAAAUAUGAAAGUCGAAGGCAUUAAUGAAAACAAUGAAAGGAUUUCAGAAAUUGAUCAUCAAUUGAACAUGAUAAUAAAUGAACAACUUAAAGAAGAAAAGAUCGAUCAAACUGCUGAUACGGAAGCACAACAGUUCAAUGAAAACGUGGACAUUACAAAAGACGAUGGUACCAGUGAUAAAAUAAGUGACGGCCUAUACGCGUCCGAGAGUGAAAUGGAAAUGACGUCAGUGGGUGAAAAAGAUGAACAUGAACUAACUACAAAGGGUGACGUAGAAGCCGCAACUUGUCCGACUAAUGAUUUUCUUAUGGUGACAGUUGAGAAACAGGCCAACGAAUCUGAAACAGAUGCGCAAAAGCAGAACGAUAAACAGGAAUAUAUAACUGAGAGAGAAGCGGGUGAGACUAAAAUUGAAGAACGAGAGACAAAAAAUAUUGAAAAACUCGAUGCUAUACAAAAUGUCAGUUUUUUUUAUACUAAAGGACCCAGUCAGACACAUAACGAUCCUAAAACUAUAGAAGAUAAAAAAAUGAUUGAUGAAUCUGAAAUAGGGGUAUAUGAGCACGACAGCGACAGUGGAAGUAUCUCUAAUUCAUUGGCUCAAGGCACCGAAGGUAAGCAGUUAGAAAAUACAAAUGAUGAAUAUACCGAUGAUCAGGACAGAAUUUUAGAGGAAAAAAGUCAAAAGGUCAAAGUGUUAACAGAUGCACUUGAAGAAGACAUGCAGCAAACCCCUGAUACUGAAUCAGAACUCAAUACAAGACAUAUGAUUCAAGAAAUGAAUGACGGCGUGGAAAAGAAAAACGUCGAAGAUAGUGAUGAGAAGGUGAUUGACAAUAUUCCUGAAUUUAAAUCGGAUAUGCGAACCACCGCGUUAGUAGAAAUGAAAGAACUUAAUGAUCAUUUCCUCAAAAGUGAAGAUGGAACCGUUAAUGGUAAGACACAUGAUAUCACAGAAAUGACAACCGAGGAUAAGAUUGUUUCAUAUACAUUAAAACCAGAUUUAAAUGAGGAAGAACACACAGUUGAAGUACUCAGUGAAGAAGCUGAUAAGUCUGAAAUUGGAUAUUUAGAAAAUGAUAAAGUUGAAGGUAGCGUUGAUAAGAAAAAUGAGAUUACUUUAGAAAAGGAUUUUACGAUUGACACGGCUUCAGAAGACAAAAUUAAAGAUGAAUUCAUGCAAACCAUUGUUCCUACACCAGAUCCAGCUGUUAAACACAUGGGUGAUGUAAUACAAGACGACGUGGAUAACGAGAAAUCCGAAGGCACUGCUAAUGGCGUUAUGGUAUUCAAUUCAGAGUUCGAAAUUGGUAAGCAAAUUUCAACAGCAGAGCAAGUUGAAGACGAAAAUGAUCUCACCAUAAAAAGUGAAACAACAACCGUAAGUAGUCAGGUAAAUGAUGUUAAUGAAAUUACCGAAAAAAAGAAACCGUCUUGUGAAUCUGAAACAGCUGCAAACGAGCACAGCAACCAAGAUCGAAUAAUCUCAAGUCCAGAGAAUUAUGAAUAUGAAGACAAAGAUGUAGGAAAUAUGAAAGUCGAAGUCGUUAAUGAGAACAAUGAAAUGAUUUCAGAAAUUGAUCAUCAAUUGAACAUGAUAAUAACUGAACAACUUAAAGAAGAAAAGAUCGAUCAAACUGCUGAUAAGGAAGCACAACAGUUCAAUGAAAACGUGGACAUUACAAAAGACGAUGGUAUCAGUGAUAAAAUAAGUGAUGGACUAUACGCGUCAGAGAGUGAAAUGCAAAUGACAUCAGUGGGUGAAAAAGUUGAACAUGAAAUAACUACAAAGGGUGACGUAGAAGCCGCAACUUGUCCGACUAAUGAUGUUCUUAUGGUGACAGUUGAGAAACAGGCCAAAGAAUCUGAAACAGAUGCGCAUAAGCAGAACGAUAAACACGAAUAUAUAACUGAGAGAGAAGCGGGUGAGACUAAAAUUGACGAACGAGAGGCAAAAACUAUCGAAGACGUCGAUGCUAUACAAAACGUUAUUUUUUCUGAUACUGAACGCCUCAAUCAGACACAUAACGAUUCCCAAGCUACAGAAGAUCAAAAACUGAUUGAUGAAUGUGAAAUAAUGGAAUAUGAGCACGACAGCGACAGUAGAAGUAUCCUUUAUUCAUUGGCUCAAGGCACCGACAUUAAGCAGUUAGAAAAUACAAAUGAUGAAUAUACCCAUGAUCAGGACAGAAUUUUAGAGGAAGAAAGUCAAAAGGUCAACAUGUUAACAGAUAAACUUGAAGAAGACAUGCAGCAAACCCCUGACACUGAAUCAGAACUCAAUACAAUACAUAAGAUUGAAGAAAUGAAUGACAGUGUGGAGAAGAAGAACGUCGAAGAUACUGAUGAGAAGGUGAUUGACAAUAUUCCUGAAUCUAAAUCGGAUAUGCAAACCACCACGUUAGUAGAAAUCAAAGAACAUGAUGAUCAUUUCCUCAAAUUAGAAGAAUGGACCCUUACUGGUAAAACACAUGAUAUUACAGAAAUGACAACCGAGGAUGAGAUUGUUUCAUAUACAUUAAAACCAGAUUUAAUUGAAGAGGAACACACAGUUAAAGUACUCAGUAAAGAAACUGAUAAGUCUGAUAUUGGAUAUUUAGAAAAUGAUAAAGUUGAAGGUAGCGUUGAUAAGAAAAAUAAGAUUACAUUAGAAAAGGAUUUUACGAUUGACACGGCUUUCGAGGACAAAAUUAAAAAUGAAUUCAUGCAAACCACUGUUCCUACGGCAGAUCCAGCUGUUCAACACAUGGGUGAUGUAAUACAAGACGACGUGGAUUACGAGAAAGCCGAAGGCACUGCUAAUGACGUUAUGGUAUUCAAUUCAGAGUUCGAAAUUGAUAAGCACAUUUUAACAGCAGAGCAAAUUGAAGACGAAAAUGAUCUAACCAUAAAAAGAGAAAGAACAACCGUACGUAGUCAGGUAAAUGAUGUUAAUGAAAUGACCGAAAAUAGGAAACCGCCAUGUGAAUAUGAAACAGAUGCAAACGAGCACAACAACCAAGAUCGAAUAAUCUCAAGCACAGAGAAAAACGAAUAUGAAAACAAAGAUUUAGGAAAUAUGAAAGUCGAAGGCGUUAAUGAAAACAAUGAAAGGAUUUCAGAAAUCGAUCAUCAAUUGAACAUGAUAAUAACUGAACAACUUAAAGAAGAAAAGAUCGAUCAAACUGCUGAUACGGAAGCACAACAGUUCAAUGAAAACGUGGACAUUACAAAAGACGAUGGUACCAGUGAUAAAACAAGUGACGGCCUAUACGCGUCAGAGAGUAAAAUGCAAAUGAUAUCAGUGGGUGAAAAAGUUGAACAUGAAAUAACUACAAAGGGUGACGUAGAAGCCGCAACUUGUCCGACUAAAGAUGUUCUUAUGGUGACAGUUGAGAAACAGGCCAACGAAUCUGAAACAGAUGCGCAUAAGCAGAACGAUAAACACGAAUAUAUAACUGAGAGAGAAGCGGGUGAGACUAAAAUUGACGAACGAGAGGCAAAACCUAUCGAAGGCAUCGAUGCUAUACAAAACGUUAUUUUUUCUGAUACUGAACGCCUCAAUCAGACACAUAACGACUCCCAAGCUACAGAAGAUCAAAAACCGAUUGAUGAAUUUGAAAUAAUGGCAUAUGAACACGACAGCGACAGUGGAAGUAUCUCUAAUUCAUUGGCUCAAGGCACCGAAAUUAAGCAAUUAGAAAAUACAAAUGAUGAAUAUACCCAUGAUCAGGACAGAAUUUUAGAGGAAGAAAGUCAAAAGGUCGACAUGUUAACAGAUAAACUUGAAGAAGAAAUGCAGCAAACCCCUGAUACUGAAUCAGAACUCAAUACAAUACCUAAGAUUGAAGAAAUGAAUGACGGCAUGGAGAAGAAGAAUAUUGAAGAUACUGAUGAGGAGGUGAUUGACAAUAUUCCUGAAUCUAAAUCGGAUAUGCAAACCACCAAGUUAGUAGAAAUCAAAGAACAUGGUGAUCAUUUCUUCAAAAGUGAAGAAUGGACCCUUACUGGUAAAACACUUGAUAUUACAGAAAUGACAACCGAGGAUAAGAUUGUUUCAUAUACAUUAAAACCAGAUUUAAAUGAGGAGGAACACACAGUUGAAGUACUUAGUGAAGAAGCUGAUAAGUCUGAAAUUGGAUAUUUAGAAAAUGAUAAAGUUGAAGGUAGCGUUGAUAAGAAAAAUGAGAUUACUUUAGAAAAGGAUUUUACGAUUGACACGGCUUCAGAAGACAAAAUUAAAAAUGAAUUAAUGCAAACCAUUGUUCCUACAGCAGAUCCAGCUGUUCAACACAUGGGUGAUAUAAUACAAGACGACCUGGAUAACGAGAAAUCCGAAGGCACUGCUAAUGGCGUUAUGGUAUUCAAUUCAGAGUUCGAAAUUGAUAAGCACAUUUCAACAGCAGAGCAAGUUGAAGACAAAAAUGAUCUAACCAUAAAAAGUGAAACAACAACCGUAAGUAGUCAGGUAAAUGAUGUUAAUGAAAUGACCGAAAAUAAGAAACCGCCAUGUGAAUCUGAAACAGCUGCAAACGAGCACAACAACCAAGAUCAAAUAAUCUCAAGUCCAGAGAAUAAUGAAUAUGAAGACAAAGAAUUAGGAAAUAUGAAAGUCGAAGGCGUUAAUGAAAACAAUGAAAGGAUUUCAGAAAUUGAUCAUCAAUUGAACAUGAUAAUAACUGAACAAAUUAAAGAAACUGCUGAUACGGAAGCACAACAGUUCAAUGAAAACGUGGACAUUACAAAAGACGAUGGUACCAGUGAUAAAAUAAGUGACGGCCUAUACGCGUCAGAGAGUGAAAUGCAAAUGACGUCAGUGGGAGAAAAAGAUGAACAUGAACUAACUACAAAGGGUGACGUAGAAGUCGCAACUUGUCCGACUAAUGAUGUUCUUAUGGUGACAGUUGAGAAACAGGCAAACGAAUCUGAAACAGAUGCGCAUAAGCAGAACGAUAAACACGAAUAUAUAACUGAGAGAGAAGCGGGUGAGACUAAAAUUGACGAACGAGAGGCAAAAACUUUCGAAGGCGUCGAUGCUAUACAAAACAUUAUUUUUUCUGAUACUGAACGCCUCAAUCAGACACAAAACGAUUCCCAAGCUACAGAAGAUCAAAAACUGAUUGAUGAAUGUGAAAUAAUGGCAUAUGAGCACGACAGCGACAGUAGAAGUAUCCCUAAUUCAUUGGCUCAAGGCACCGAAAUUAAGCAGUUAGAAAAUACAAAUGAUGAAUAUACCCAUGAUCAGGACAGAAUUUUAGAGGAAGAAAGUCAAAAGGUCAACAUGUUAACAGAUAAACUUGAAGAAGACAUGCAGCAAACCCCUGACACUGAAUCAGAACUCAAUAAAAUACCUAAGAUUGAAGAAAUGAAUGACGGCGUGGAGAAGAAGAACGUCGAAGAUACUGAUGAGAAGGUGAUUCGACAAUAUUCCUGA